This is a messenger RNA of Talaromyces proteolyticus, 1638 nucleotides long. RefSeq lists its product as uncharacterized. The transcript has a single exon. Lineage: Eukaryota; Fungi; Ascomycota; Eurotiomycetes; Eurotiales; Trichocomaceae. The record is from RefSeq and is a predicted model, not a curated record. The coding region runs from base 1 to 1638 and encodes 545 amino acids.
AUGACCCAUCAUCACGGUCAUGGGAGGAGACGGCCCCUCAUAGGGUCAGAGAUGCGGCGGAAGUUGACGUCGGAAGCUUCCAACAUCGACACACAGCCAGCUCUUUAUCAUGAGCAUCACCACUUUCGCCCCCACAAUUCUGCACAUACAGAGCUGGAAGAGCACAUACCGGACGAAAAUGUCGUUGAUACGCAUGUUCAACCUAUUGCAGAUGCAGAUCACGCCCUCCACCGAAGGGCUAGCCACGCUGUACAGACAGUAACGACAUAUGUGGCCACACAGAUAGAUUUGAUUCUGGAAAGCGGAUCAAAGACAGUUGCCCAAUAUACCGUGUCGUCACUCCCUGCAGUCAUCACCGAUCCCACGUUUGGCGUCAUCACCAUCCCCGCCAACGCAGGCUCUCCUGUGACCGCGGGACACCCAUUACCAGUACCAGCGGCAACCGAAGCUACGGCGACUAGACCGACAGCUAUGGCAGCAACAGCGAAUCAGCAAGUACCUAUCAAUCCAUCUUCUACAUCGUCAUCAUCAUCCUCCUCCUCCUCCUCCUCCUCCUCCUCCUCCUCCUCCUCCUCCUCCUCCUCCUCUUCUUCUUCCUCUUCCUCCUCCUCCUCCUCCUCUUCCUCCUCGUCAUCCUCGUCAUCAUCCGAACCGUCACAAACAUCUGCCACGCAGUCCUCAUCAAAUUCAUCAACAAUCUCAGACGCUACAACCUCCGUCACCACAACAUCUACCAGUGGUACUAUUCCAACAUCCAUAUCCAAGACAUUGUCUGAUACUACCUCUAUUUCUACCUUUACCUCAUCUUCUGACUCUACCACAACCGUAUCGGCCUCUUCAGGUUCUUCGACUUCUACAACCAGCCUAUCGCCGAGCUCCACAACAUUAUCAGAUGGCGCAGUUAUACCUAUAUCUGCCACAUCUACCUCCACUGCCACAUCCACAGCAUCGUCAACAGCAAGUGUUGAUUCGUCGAGUAGUGGCGUCGACAAGUCCAAAGUUGUCGGGGGUGUAAUUGGCGGAGUCUUCGGCCUGUUGCUGAUCUUGGUACUUGCAUUCCUGUUUUUCCGGUGGAAGAAACUACGCUCAACUGAGACAGCAGGCUUGGCUAGUCGAGGUGGCCAUUUUGGUGGUGAUACUCGAGGCUUCCAGUCCCGCUCUGGCGAAAUGUCAUCUCAACGUUCGAGUAAUCCUGUCGCCACUGCUACAUUGUUAGGUCGAUGGCCUUCUUCUCCUGGCUAUGCAGGUGGAAACAACACAAGUGAGCGCGGCUUUCAGAAGAUUUCAGGUCGCAAGAUUCCGUCGGUCCUCCGUACAGGAGGCGAUGGAUACGGCGGCGAAAUCGAGGAAGAGCCCAUACCGGACUUGCUAACGCCGCCUCUGGAAAGUAUCAGUCCUGUGUCUCCUUCCAGUGCCAUCCAUGGAAACCAUCAUCACUCUCUAGUCCGGAUUGACUCUGGUGAUAUGGCCAUGAUGCGUCCAUCACCGGCUAGGACUCCAGCAACGAGUAGCGUUGAUUUGGCAUCCUCGGGGUCUGGCUUACACGUAGUUGUUUCCCCAUUACGACCUGAUUCCUUAGGCCGAAGCUUAUCUAGGCAUGACGGAAGCAGAGACAGCCGCUUUACAGAGAACAUUUGA